Leptinotarsa decemlineata (Colorado potato beetle) is the source of this 2512-nucleotide messenger RNA. Its product is annotated as solute carrier family member malvolio. Gene Ontology annotation, cellular component: endosome membrane; plasma membrane. Lineage: Eukaryota; Metazoa; Arthropoda; Insecta; Coleoptera; Chrysomelidae. Gene Ontology annotation, biological process: manganese ion transport; iron ion transmembrane transport. Gene Ontology annotation, molecular function: manganese ion transmembrane transporter activity; iron ion transmembrane transporter activity; cadmium ion transmembrane transporter activity. The record is from RefSeq and is a predicted model, not a curated record.
CAGUUGUAGGUUGUAGUUGAAAUUACUUAGCCUAGUCACAAUAAUUUUUGUCGAGUAUUGGGUGUUGCGUGUCUACACUAUCAAAAAUCUUUGGUUAAGUACUGUUCAUUUUGACUUUUGAUUUUGGUUAGGUAAUUUUAGUGGAAGUUUUUAUUUUACAAAAUUUUCGUGAUUUCAAAUGUGACUGUAUCAUCAACAAAUCAUAUCUGAUUGAAUCUAUCAAGUUAAUAGGCAAACAGUGAAUGCCCAGUGGUACCUACAAUACGGCAUUAGCAAGCUGGAACAAUUUGUCACGGAACCAGAGAAGUUCAACAAUAUCUACAGACUCUUCUCAAUUGGAGAGAAGAUGGCCAAGAAAUCAUUUACAACCAGUUCUCAAACAUCGGCAACAGAAAGCGGUGAUGGAGAUCGCAACAGUACAAACGGAAGUGCUCUGGAUAUAAAAUCGUCUUCUCUUGGAUCUUCACCGAAUGAGAAUACAGGAUUAUCUUCAAAUCAAACUUAUUUCGCUGAUCGAAAAAUAAUCAUUCCUGAAGUUCCACAUUCUGGCUUCAGUUUCAGAAAACUAUGGGCUUUCACGGGUCCUGGUUUUCUGAUGUCCAUAGCUUACUUAGACCCUGGAAAUAUAGAAAGUGAUUUACAAAGUGGAACGGUAGCAAGCUAUAAGCUAUUAUGGAUACUUCUCAGCGCCACGCUGUUAGGGCUCCUUAUGCAGAGACUGGCGGCAAGAUUAGGUGUUGUUACUGGUUUACAUCUAGCAGAAAUGUGUUACAGACAAUACAAACGUGCGCCUCGAUUAUUGCUAUGGAUAAUGGUAGAGGUAGCUAUUAUAGGAAGUGACAUGCAGGAAGUAAUAGGUACCGCUGUUGCAAUAUAUCUACUUUCAAACAGAACGAUACCUAUUUGGGGAGGAGUUUUGAUAACCAUUGUGGAUACUUUUACAUUUUUAUUCUUGGACAAAUAUGGUCUAAGGAAGCUCGAAUCUUUUUUUGGUCUUCUGAUAACGAUAAUGGGAGUAACGUUUGGUUUUGAGUUUGUAACUUCGAAACCUAGUGGUGUAGAUUUAGUAAAGGGAAUGUUUAUCCCGUGGUGUAAAGAUUGCAACUCUAACGCUUUACUACAAGCAGUGGGUAUAGUUGGAGCCGUAAUUAUGCCACAUAAUCUUUAUUUACACUCUGCUCUUGUAAAAUCAAGAGAAGUUGAUAGAACAAAACCAGAAAAGGUUAAAGAUGCCAACAAAUAUUAUUUCAUUGAAGCAGCUAUAGCUUUAUUCGUCAGUUUCAUCAUCAACGUAUUUGUUGUUGCCGUUUUUGCUCAUGGGUUGUACAACAAAACAAAUCAAGAACUGCAUGAUUCAUGUGUCAAACAUCCGUCUAUCAACGCCUCAAUAUUUCCGGAAAAUACUGAUUUAGUAGACGCAGAUCUCUACAAAGGAGGCAUAUUCUUAGGUUGCACGUAUGGUUUGGUAGCAAUGUAUAUUUGGGCUGUUGGUAUUUUAGCAGCAGGACAAAGUUCCACAAUGACUGGUACUUAUGCUGGCCAAUUUGCAAUGGAAGGUUUUUUGAAUCUCCAGUGGGCCAGAUGGAAGAGAGUUUUAUUCACUCGAACAAUUGCAAUUGUCCCUACUUUUUGUUUAGCAUUCUUCAGUAACCUUGAAGAUCUGACAAACAUGAAUGAUACUUUAAAUGCUAUAAUGAGUCUCCAGUUGCCGUUUGCCACCAUUCCUACUAUAGCAUUUACUAGUAAUCCACUAAUCAUGGGAGCAUUUGUAAAUGGAAUAGGAAACAAAAUAGCUUCGAUAGCUCUCAGUAUCGUGGUGAUAGCAAUUAAUACCUAUCUUGUUAUAAAUACUGUGAAUGAAAUGGAACUUAGCUGGUUCCCACUUCUUAUUGUUGUAGUUUUUGGUAUUAUAUACCUUCUUUUCUGUGCAUAUUUGGUAGUACAUAUGGCAGUAUCAAUGGGAAACACUAAUUUGUUGAGGUACAAUUUCGUAAACAAAUAUGUCAUGGGGCCAGUUGAUGCAACUCUUGACAUAAAUCCUAUUAGUUAUUCUAGAUCUCAAUCAGAAUGGACAUUAGGCAAUAACUCAACCAUAGAGGAUGCAAGAUUCUGAAAAAAUAAAAUCUAACAAAUAUUUUGGGAGAUUUAGAAAUUGCUGUCUAUUUGUGUUUUAAUUUCAUUCAUUAGUAUAGGUCUAAUAUAGUUAGUCAUUAAUAAAAAGCAAUAAAUUAUGCAUGACUGGCUGGUAUUCAUAAAGUUCCUAGUACCUUAUUUUCUGGAUUUCCGUUUUAUGUAUAUAGGUGAAAUUGAAUAUUAUAUGGUGUAUAAUAACGUAACUGUAUAGUAAUUGUAAUAAAUACUCUUUAUAUUAUGAAAACUGAACAACAUUAAAUAUUGAACCCGUACAGAUAUUUUCAACAAAGUUUUUGUAGUUCUUCAACUUUUGUGUGCAUUGUAACUUUUUUACAAAGUGAUGUAAUUGGAUUUGUCACAGUAAAGAAAUUUUAAAGUA